Molecule: messenger RNA, 8780 nt
Organism: Musca domestica (house fly)
Lineage: Eukaryota; Metazoa; Arthropoda; Insecta; Diptera; Muscidae
Product: protein elav-like
Exons: 2
Coding region: 1060-2334 (424 amino acids)
Cellular component (GO): ribonucleoprotein complex
Molecular function (GO): RNA binding
Source: RefSeq, a predicted model, not a curated record
GGAGCAAAAAAGAAAUAAAAUGAAAUGAAAAAAUAUCUGAAAGUGUAAAGAGCAGAACACAGAAAAUGUAUCUGUAUCUAAUGAAUGAACAGAAACAAAUGAUGAAAUGAGUUAAAUGAUUGAGAAAAAAAAAUGAAAAAAUAAGAAAAACAUAUUUUCCUUUCAUAAAUCGUAUAUUGUGUAACAAUUUUGAAAAACGUUUCAAAGAAAAUUUUUUUCUGUGGAUUGUGGAAUACCUACUACAACAAAUACACGCAACGAAAAGAAAAACUAUACGAAACGUCGUCGAUACAAAAGAAAGCCAGCCAGUCAGUCAGUACUGCUGCAAGUACAUGACAAUAAAAGCAAAAGAAAAAAUAAUUUACACAUGCGAAAAUCCAUUCAUAUAGCAUUUUUGUUGUUGUUUCUUUACAAGUACCCUUCCCUUUUCCUUCUUCCUGCAAUUGAAAUCAAUAAAUCGAUUUUUCUUUCUUUACUCUUUUUGUUUUACGAAAAAGAACGCUAACCCCCUGCAAGUUGCUUUGCCGCCGCCACCGUCGACCGACGCUGUCGCUACAUCUUUUUUAUUAAUAUUAGUGUUAAAAAUAGAGGAGGAAGCAGCAAAAACAGAACAACACAGAUAUUCCUACCUAUUAGUACACACACACACACGUACAUAUAUACAAAUUGACACUCAGCCACACAGAGAACAAAAUACACCUCAUCUAUAAACGCCCGCCGCCGUCGCCGUCAUUAUAAACGAUAUCGUCAACGUCGCCGCUAAAGGCCCAACAUCAUCAUAGUAUACACACAACGUCAAAUUAUAUUUCGUCUGUUUUUGGUGUUUGUGUGUGUGUGUCAGGCUUCUCUCUAACAACCCAGUAAAAAAAUUAAGCGCAUUCUGAUCUCAAAAAAAAAAACUAAAACCCCGACAAACAAACAGUGAAAAUAGAAAACUAGUCGUUUUAAUAUUCUCUAUUACAGCGCGUAUAGCUGGCGUCGUACAGCGGCAGUUAAACCCCGGAGACAGACAGACACUUUCAAUACAAUUUUCACGUACAACAAGCCCAAAUAAAACAAAUGGAUUUCAUGAUGGCCAAUCCUGGAGCAGCAGUCGAUAAUCAAUCUGCCAUUUUGCCUGGUGCCAAUCCGGCAGCGGCAGCUGCGCAGCUGGCCGUAUCACCAGCCGCCGCAGCUGCUGCCCAACUGCAACAGCAGCAGGUUCAGCAGGCCAUAUUGCAGGUACAACAACAACAGACCCAACAAGCUGUGGCUGCAGCCGCCGCCGCUGUUGCCCAGCAAUUGCAAAAUCAAACCAACGGCACCAAUGGCAAUACAAAUGGCUCCAGUGAGACCCGCACCAAUUUGAUUGUCAACUAUUUGCCACAGACUAUGAGUGAAGACGAGAUACGUUCGCUGUUCUCGAGUGUGGGUGAAAUUGAAUCGGUGAAAUUGAUACGCGACAAAAGUCAACCCUUUUUGGAUCCCUUGAACCCGACAGCCACCAAGGGUCAAAGUUUGGGCUAUGGAUUUGUUAACUAUGUACGGCCCCAAGAUGCUGAGCAGGCUGUCAAUGUUUUGAAUGGUUUGCGGCUGCAAAAUAAAACCAUAAAGGUGUCAUUUGCCCGACCCUCCUCGGAGGCCAUAAAGGGCGCCAAUCUAUAUGUUUCCGGUCUGCCCAAGACCAUGACUCAACAAGAUUUGGAGGCAAUUUUUGCACCAUUUGGUCAAAUAAUUACUUCGAGGAUUUUGCAAAAUGCCGGUAAUGAUACCCAAACCAAGGGUGUGGGCUUCAUUCGUUUCGACAAACGUGAAGAGGCCACCAGGGCCAUAAUUGCAUUGAACGGUACCACACCCACGGGUUGCACCGACCCCAUUGUGGUGAAAUUCUCCAAUACCCCGGGCAGUACAAACAAGAUAAUCCAGCCUCAGAUUCCAACCUUUUUAAAUCCCCAGCUGGUGCGACGCAUUGGUGGUGCCAUGCACACACCCGUCAACAAGGGUCUGGCCCGUUUUUCACCCAUGGCCGGUGAUAUGUUGGACGUAAUGCUGCCCAAUGGCUUGGGUGCUGCUGCCGCCACCUCAUUGGCCACUGGGCCCGGUGGUGCCUAUCCCAUAUUCAUUUACAACUUGGCACCCGAAACCGAAGAAUCUUCGCUGUGGCAGCUAUUUGGUCCCUUUGGCGCUGUGCAAUCCGUGAAAAUUGUCAAAGACUCGUCGACCAAUCAAUGCAAAGGUUAUGGCUUUGUGUCCAUGACCAACUACGAUGAAGCAGCUAUGGCAAUAAGGGCGCUCAAUGGUUAUACUUUGGGUAAUCGAGUAUUACAAGUUAGUUUUAAGACUAACAAAAAGUAAAUUAGGCAAGAACAACAAAACACAUACAUAACAUAAUUUAUAUAUAUAUAUAUAUAGUAUAUAGAAAGAACACAGAACAACAACAACACAUUUCUUAAGCAUACAAUAGAUGAUAACUUGUCCCCUCUAUUACUACUACUACUCCUCACAAACAGACCCACACAUUUAAUAAUUGCAAGUAGGAUCUGGAGUUUUAAACAAUGCAAAUGCUGACUAUUUUUCUUGCAAAAGAAAAAGGGAGCAGAGAUUUUUGGUCUCCCUCUCUCGAUUGUUUUAAAACUCUUGCCCGCCUGGCAACUGGAAAUAAUGCAUGUCCUUUUUUGAAAUUUGCAUGAUUGAGGAUUCUUUUCUUAUAAAGAAAAUUGUCCUUUGCUUCUUAAAGAGAUCAACAAAAGAAAUGACAAGGCAAUAUUUUGAUGAAAGAAGUAACAAUUUUUUAUUAAAAAUAAAAAAACGGAAAGAAAAACAAUUUUAACAUAUAGGCUAAAAAGAAUAAUGAAGACCGACCGAACGAUCGAAACAGCAAAAAAAGAAAGUAAAACAAACUAAAAUUUGGGAAAAGCAAGCAAAACAAGUAAAUCUUCCAAGAAAUAAAAAAAAACGCAUAAAUUUAAUUAAACAAAACUAUUAAGAAAGUAAAACAAUUUUCAAACACUCGCCAGUGAAAGAAAAACAAAAAGAAAAAAAAAAACAUUUUUAAAAUAAUAAUUAAUAUAGGAUUUUUUCUAUAUUUAAAAAAAGAAGAGUUAAGAAACGAUACACACACAAACACAGCUAUAAAGAGGCUUUUUACAGUAUUACAAGAUAUUAUGUUUUAGCAAAACAAUUGUUCAGAACAAAUUCAAAAUGAGUGAAGAAAAAGCUAGAGGCCAUCAACAUCAUCGUCAUUAUUAUUAUUACCAUUACUAAAUUUACUGGUGAAUGUUAGAAGAAUACCUAAUUAAAGAAAACUCCUUUUUAUUAUUAUUAAUAUAAAUAUAAUACAAAAAAAAGGAAAAGAAAAAUCGAAACAAACAAAAACCAAAACUAGUUAAAAAUUAAACAAACAAAAAACUCAAAGUAACAAACAACAAUAAUUUAUGAAUAUCAUCAUAGAUCGGUUCCCCUAACCAGGAGAAUAGCAAGUAUUUAUAAUUUAAAAUGUAGCGAAAUUGGUAAAAGAAAAACACUCUGAAAAUUAAAAUCCCUGGGGAGCUUUGGGUGCAAGGAAAUUUGGUUUUAGGUUUUUUAUAUUCAACAUUCAAAAACACUAGGGCAAAGAUAUUAAAAUUCAAAACUUUUCUUAGAUUUCUUCCUAUACAGAGAUUUAAUAAAUUUCAGAAGAAAACAUUGUUCUUAAAAAGGUUAACUGAGUUGUGAGAGAGAACGGGACCUUCCUAUCAAAUUUAGAAAUAAAAAUUUGUUUCAUAGAAGAAAAUAACACGGCCUCUCUCUUGCUGACCCAUUGACAUAACAAAUUUUUAAAUGGAAGUCCCUUCUGGCUAAUAAAUGUUACUAGUUACUAUUCUUAAAAAAAGAGUCGUGGAAGAAAAUCUGAGUUACUUAAUAGUGAGGGCCUAAGGAAAAGAAAAUGAAAAGACUCAGUUUUCAUUCAUUAAUUUUCUGCGUGACUGUCUCCCUCUAUAGACGGAAGACCUUCUGUAAAACUGAAAUUAAAGAUCUUGCAUUGAUUCUCAAUGAAUAUAAUACCUUACCGAGAUAACGACAGUCAGGCAUAGAAACUGUUUAAACUGUUUAAGGUUUUAAAAGCGAAUGUCAAAGAACAGUUUCUCUCCCUUGCUGCCCCAUAGACUUAACAAAUUUUUAAACAGAAGUCCCUUCUAGUUUAUAAAAGUUACUAGUUACUAUUUUUAAAAAAAAGAGUCGUGGAAGAAAAUCUGAGUUACUUAAUAGUGAGGUCCUAAGGAAAAGAAAAUGGAAAAGACUCAGUUUUAAUUAAUGGAUUUUUUGGAAGACUGUCUCACUCUAUGGACAGAAGACCUUCUGUAAAACUAAAAUGAAAGGUCUUGCAUUGAUUUUCAAUGAAUAUAACACCUUACCUAGAUAUCGCCAGUAUAUGAUAGAAAUUAUUUAAGAUAGUCAGGGCCUUAGGAAAAGAAAAUGAAAAGACUCAGUUUUCAUUCAUGGAAUUUUUGGGUGACUGUCUCCCUCUAUAGACAGAAGAUCUUCUGUAAAACUGAAAUUAAAGAACUUUCCUAGAUAUCGCCAGUCAGGGAUAGAAACAAUUUUUUUUUGCCCGCCCACCCCCAUCUCCUCUGGGAUUUUUUUUUUGAGUGAAAACAAAAAGCAAACUUGAUCAUUUACAAAAUGAAGAAACAUUAUAAAGCACAAAUGUUUAUACAAUAAAUCGUAUUAUGAAAUAACAAAUAUAUAUAUAUAAUUCUUUUUAAUUGAAUUUUAUAAUUUUUCAUCUAAACUAUAGAUAUGCUUUGAGUUGCUUUGUUUUGAAAUUGCUUUUGUUUUUUUUUUCUUUUUGGUUUUUGGUAAAUACAUCUCUCCAAAAACUCUACCCUCUCUGUACUCGUGCGCCCCCCCAUGAACCAUCAGCAGCAUUUCACUGGUUUUUCUUUUGCACCCCCCAUCCUCCAGCAGAAGAAAAUUAGGAUUGCAUUAAAUUUUAGUUUGUUUUCUUUUUUCAAAACUUAUUGUUAGUGUUGUUUCUUUGUUUUUUCUUACAUAGAGAUAUACAUAAAUAUUAUUAUUAAUUUCUUUUGUUGAUUUCUUUAAGUUUUUCUUUAGAGAAGAAAUUAUUAAAGUAAUUUUUCAUAUUUUAUUAUAUAGAAAAAAGUAUUUAUUUUUAAUUAUAUAUGAAAAACUUGAUUUUUUCCGAUUCUUUCUUCAAAAGGCAGGCAUUAUUUGUUUAAAGUUCAGUAAAGAAAAAUACUUAUUUUUUUAGUACCAAAAAAGAGAAAGGAGAAGGGAAAACAAAAACAAUAUGGUAUCAAGUUUGAAGAUCCAUCUUCUUCUUCAACCUCAAAAUGUUGGAGAAAAAUUAUUUUUAUUUUCCCUUGUCCCCAUUUGAAACAAAUUUGUAUUUCAUUAUUAGAAAAAUAUCAUUACAAAACAUCAGCGCAUAUGACCCCCCUCCUUUCUUCUCACACUCUAUUCUCUCUCAUUUAAAUGUUUAAAUAUUUACAUAUACAUAUUUAUUAUUAUACUAUUUAAUAUUUAUAAUUGAUUAUUAUGUGUAUGCGAUUUUAGUAACUUUUUUUUAGUAUGUAUACAUAUAUAUAUUUUAAAAACAACAAUACACACACACAAUUAUAAGUUUCUUAACAAAACACUUUAGUUCUUAAGCAACCAAAAACAAAAAUAAUUUAUAUAAAAAAUUAGUAUUUAAAGAACAAAAAACAAAACGUGAGGAAAACCAACUCCCCCAAUGAAAGAUAAAGAGAAAGCAAGAACAAAUCUAACAACAAAAAGUAACAAACAAAAAUCUAGUCAGUGAAAAAAAAUAAAAUAUAAAAAUAUAUAUUUUUAAAAUUAAGUUUAAAAACCAAGCAGCUUAAUAUAUAUAAAAACAUACAAGAAAUGAAAAAAGAAAACAACUCUUGAAAAUAUCAUAGGAGUUUUUUUCAUUUUUGAACAACAUCUCUAGCUAAACGUUUUUCUUUUAAGAAAAAUAUAUAUUUUUUCAGUUUUUCAAUUUUUUUGUACACUAAUUUCUUUUUUUUUCUUUUUAUUUAAUUUCUUCUCAAACUUGUUGUUAUUGCAAGGAAGGAAACGUAACCUAUAUAAUCCAAAGAUUUAAAUAUUUAGUAAAAUUCUAUAUACAAAAAUAACACACACAUAGAAGUUUUCUAUAGGGACUCGAUGAAAUAAGGGAAAAGGUUGUCAUUCAUUCAAAUUGAAUUUGAGGUUAUGUUUAAGUCAAAUUUCAAUAUUGAAGCUUUUCCAACAAAACACACACAAAUUUUAUGUAGUAAUCAAAUCCUUUCCAUGAAUAAAUGGUAAUAUAUCAAAACAAGAGGUUAUAUUAAAAAAAAAAAAAACAAAAAAAAAAUCAAGUUUAUUGUCUUCGAAAUGAGCGAUCAAUAACUAUUUUGUGUCCACAUUCAAAGAUAAACAUUAUUUAUUUAAAUAAUGUUCACUAAAAACUCAAAAUUUUUGAUAAAUUUUUUUUUGAGGUUAUGUUGAAAGAAAUUCAUUUUUGGAAAGAAACAACAGUACUCAUAACCAAGGAUUAUGCCAUAAUGUGGGAAAAGUUAUCAAAAUGUCUCAAAUAUUGAAUAACGAUUGCUAAAAGUUCCAAUAUUUUUGUUAAAAAAUAUCGUUUUUGAGGCUAUGUUGAAAAAAAAUUCAGUUUUGAAAAGAAACGGGUUUUAAUUGUAGCUGCAACCAAGACUUGCUCAAAUUAUGCCAUAAUGUGGAAAAAAUUUCUUGAAAAACUCAAAAUUUUUCUGAAAACAUUUUUCCCGUUGUGUUUAACUGAAGAAAGAUUUUUACUUGAAAAAAAAAGAAACAGAAAAAAUUCACAAAUUAUGUAUACAUUCUGGAAUUCAUGUUCAUUCCAGUAAAGAAUUAUAGUAUUUCCAAAAUGUUUUCAAAAAAAUGUUAACCCUAAAAAUCAUUAAAAAAUUUAAUUCUUUCUUUAAUUUUUUCCUUAAAUUUAAAAAAUAGAACAUUAUUUUGUAUUCAAUUCAAAUAAUUUCAUAAAUUAAUAAGGACUAUGGCAAGUUUUUUUCGUUAUUAAUAUAACUUCAAAAAAUUGUUUUAAAAAAUUGAGGUUACGUUAAACAAAUUAAUUUUUUUUGGCUUUAAAUUAUGCAAAAUGUUCAUAUAUUAAACACAAUUACUUCAAAUUUCGUAAACUGCUACAAAAUAUGGUUGCAAUUUUCCUAAAAAGCCCAAAAAUAUUGAUAACAAUUUUUGAGGUUAUGUUGAACAGAAUUUAAUUUUUCGUAAUAAACCUAUUAUAUUAUAGAAUAUUACACAUACGGAAAUAUAUUUAUGAAAAAAUAAAGCAAUAUCAAAAUUUUAAGGUUUAGAUUUUUAAGAUUUUUUCCAAAAAAAUAUAUCUCAUUUUUUGAGGUUAUGUUGAAUUUUUUUCCUUAUUUUUCAAAAUAAGGUAAAAUUUUAAGGUUAUGCUACAAAUAUGAGUUCUGUGACAAACAAUUCGGUAUAAUUAAAAAACUAAAAUUCAAGACCUACCUCCGAAAGUGCGAUAUAAAGAAGACAUCAUAACCUCAAAUAGACAAAAGCGUUUUUUUGAAUGAAAACCCUUUCCCACUAUCAUCGAGACCCAAAUUAUAUAAAAAUCAACUAUUCGUAUAUAGUCGAAAAGAGAAGAGUAUAGAUUUUUUUUGAUAAAAUACUUUUCAAUACUUCUUUUUGUUGUAAAACACAAAACCUAACCUAAAAAAAAAAAUAAUGCAAGCUAAUGAAAUGAUGAAAUUAGGAAUGAAAACUAACUAAGCUAAUAACGAGAACACAUAUACACACACAAAUUUCUGUGCAAUAGAAGAAAUGAAAUGUAACAAAUGAAGGCAAAUUGCAAAUUUUUUUUAUAAGAAAAUUAGGUAUCUCAUUUUUAUACAAAACAAAAACAAUUGCUAACAAUUUUUAUGUAAAUAUAUAUAUUUAUGACAAAAAUAUAUUUUAAUUUUUUUCUUUUUUCAUUAUCUUAUAUUUAAAAACAAACUUAUUUAUUACACAUUUUAUGUAUUAAGAAAUGAAGGAAAAAAAACAAAACAAUAUAACAAAGGAAUCCAUUGAGAAAAAUAACACAAACAAACAAAUGGCAAUGAUUUUUGUGAAUUUUCAUUUAUCUACACAUAUUUUCAAACUUCUUUUUUUAAUUUUUCAAAUAAUUUUAAUUUUAAUUCGUGAAAAUACAACAAAAUAAUCAUCACAUUAUGAGACAAUUGAAUAAAGAAAGUUUCAAGAUCUGGCAUCUUGACUUUCGCCGUUAGAAUAAUUGAUAAUUUUUCUUUAACCCUUUCUCUUUUUUUUAAUUUUAAUUAUAAUUUAUGUUCUUAUACACACACAUAUACAUGCAUAUUUAUAGUAUAUAGUAAAAGCAACAUGAUUUUUAAUUUAAUUUUUUUAUUAUUUUCUUUUUGUGGUUUUAGGUUUUUUUCUUUGUAUUUAGUUUAAUUUUUUUUUAAUUUUAAUUUCACCAUAUUUUUUUUAGUUUGUAAUUUGAUUUUGUUCUUAGUUUUUUUACAUUAUUUUGUCAACUGCUAUCUCUUUUUAUUUUAAUUCAUUAUUAUUAUUUUUUUUUAAUAAAUGCGAAAAAAAUCAACUUUUGGGAAAGUCAUAAACUAACCUCUCCCAUUUGUAAACCAAAAAAACAAGUAAAGAGAAACCCAAAUUCUGUUUUGUGUAAUUCUGGGAGAAUGUUUUGGAAAAUUGGAUAAAAAACAAAUUGGAAACAUUUUAAGCAAAUAUAAGAGGCUUUUUUAAUUAAAAAAAAUACAGACUGAGAUAAAAAAAACUGCAACAAA